CAUUGACCUGCUGGGCCGUUGCGCGCAUAGACUAUGGCUGUGCGCAUAGGUGGGACGUGGUCCCUGAAUUGUUUGUGCAUACGCAAUUUCCUUCCCUUUAGCAUACACCGGGCUGUCAGCCAUACAAAUCUACGUAAGUCUUUCCACAUGAGGCCCUAGAAUGGUUUCGGUAUCAGGAGCAGGGGAGGAGACCAGAGCAGGAGGGCGGAUCCUGUGGAGAAGGAACGCUGGGAGUGUUUGUCGGGAUGUGGGACGAGCGGAGGAGGCUGCGGCGCACCUGGGAAUUCACAGGAACAGGCAACCGUGCCUUCACUUAUUCUCCCCAAAACUUCCGAUCCCGGGCCAUGCACUGAGUUUCAGGCGCAACCGGGAGCAACAUGUACACGACGGAGCGCAGGCGCAUGAGCCUGCGCGACGCGAGGAGGAAGGAUCCGGUGUGGGUGUCCGCUGGAAGUUUGUGGCAGGACUCGGUGCUGGAGCUGACAGCCAACAGCGGCGGCUCCGGGAAACAGCUCGUUUCGCCGCGAAGUCGGACCAGAGCGGUGUCCGUGGCUUACAUCGUCAGCGAGGACGCGUCGGUGCCGCAGACGGAGGAGAACCUCUCUCUGAAAUGCUUGAAGGAAGCCUGCGCGGACGCGCACGCCUCUUUGAGAACUAUUUCAUACGAUAAACUGUCUGCGGGAACCACAGACAUCCUGGAUAGUUUCUACAACGCAGAUGUAGCAGUGGUGGAGAUGAGCGACUCCUUCUGCCAGCCGUCUCUUUUCUACCACCUGGGAGUGAGAGAGAGCUUCAGCAUGACUAAUAACAUCAUCCUGUAUUGUUACAAGCAGGACAGUGAUUUGCAGUCUCUCAAGGAGCAGUGUGGGAGUUACACCUUCAUCCCAUACGUGGUGUCACCUCAGGGCAAAGUGUUCGCCUGCGAUGCCGCCAUGAUGACCUGCAUCAAGGAGCUGAUGCAGCCCAGUCUACAGCUGGAGCCCCUUCUCACGCUGCUGGUGGAGCGAUUGGUGCACCUGCUGAACAACGUGCACAUUCAGUCCAGCGAGUACUUCCGGGAGUCGCUCAGGCAAGAGAUCCGGAUGGCGCGGGAGCGAUUCAGUGGGAAAGCCCUGAGCGAGGAGCUGAGCCGCAUCCAGAGUCGCCUGGAUAGCGUGGAUCUGCUCACGCCCGACAUAGUCAUGAACCUGUUGUUGUCCUACAGAGAUGUUCAGGAUUAUGAUGCCAUGAUCAAGCUGGUGGAGACUCUGAACAACCUGCCCAUGUGUCAGGCUGCAAGGCAUCAGAAUAUCCAGUUUCACUACAUAUUUGCCUUAAACAGGAGGAAUCAUCCCGGCGAUCGGGCGAAGGCUCUGAAACUAAUCCUGCCGAUCGUGGAGUCGGGGGACAAGGUGGCAUCGGACGUCUACUGCCUGUGUGGACGGAUCUACAAAGACACGUUCAUGAGCUCGGGCUACUCUGACGUAUCCAGCAGAGAUCAGGCCUGCUACUGGUAUGGAAAAGCUUUUGAGGCAGAGCCAACCCUCCACUCUGGGAUCAACAGUGUGGUCCUCCUGAUGGCAGCUGGACACGAAUUCGAGACUUCUAUUGAGCUGCGCAAGAUAGGCGUUACCAUAAGCAGGCUGCUUGGCCGAAAGGGCAGUUUGGAGAAGAUGAUGGACUACUGGGAUGUAGGCUUCUACGUUGGAGCAAACAUCCUCGCUAACGAGUUCAGGAAGGUCAUAGAAGCUUCUGAGAAGCUCUACAGACUCAAUGCCCCUGUUUGGUAUCUGGCCUCCAUCAUGGAGACGUACAUCCUGUAUCGGCAGUUUGCCAAGCAGCCUAAGGUGCGCUCCCCCAAACAGGACACUGUUGACUUCUGGAUGGAGCUGCUCCUGCAGUCCUGCAAACCCACCGUCUCGACAAACCGCUGCCCAGUGCUCAUACUGGAGCCUAGUAAAGUCUACCAGCCGUCGAUUGUGAGCGUUAGCGAAGAGGACGAGGACCACACCGUUCAGCUGAAAUACGUCACACCUUUGAAGAAAGGCUUACACCAGUGGACUUUCCCAGCAACUGCAAUCCGAGGGGUGAGCGCAUCAAAGAUUGAUGAGCGGAGCUGCUUCCUGUAUGUGCACUACAACUCGGAUGACUUCCAGCUCUGCUUCCCGUCAGAGAUCCACUGCAAGGGUUUCUGCGAGUUGGUGAACUCUCUGCUCCACCAGGCUGAAAACUCCACUGAUGACCCCCAACUUCUAACUCAGGGAGUACUUGAGUUCAUCUAUGAGACUAACGAGGAUGGCGACAGAGUGAUUCUUGGGAAGGGGACGUAUGGCGUCGUGUACGCUGGCAGAGACCUCAGCAACCAAGUCCGCAUCGCCAUCAAGGAGAUUCCUGAAAAAGACAGCACGUACUCACAGCCCCUCCAUGAGGAAAUAGCUCUCCAUAAAAGGCUCAAACACAGGAACAUUGUCCAGUAUCUUGGCUCUGUCAGUCAGGAUGGUUUCAUCAAGAUCUUCAUGGAAGAAGUACCAGGAGGAAGUCUGUCGUCUCUCCUGCGCUCCAAAUGGGGUCCCCUGAAGGACAACGAAGCGACCAUCAUCUUCUACACCAAACAGAUCCUCGAGGGACUAAAGUACCUUCAUGACAACCAGAUUGUCCACAGAGACAUUAAGGGGGACAACGUGCUCAUCAACACCUACAGCGGCGUGUUAAAGAUCUCCGACUUUGGCACCUCCAAGCGGUUAGCAGGGAUCAAUCCAUGCACUGAAACAUUUACAGGAACACUUCAGUACAUGGCUCCAGAGAUUAUAGACCAAGGACCUCGAGGUUAUGGGAAGCCAGCUGAUAUCUGGUCCCUGGGGUGCACUAUCAUAGAAAUGGCAACAGGCAAGCCCCCCUUUCAUGAGCUUGGCAGUCCUCAGGCAGCCAUGUUUAAGGUGGGCAUGUUUAAGAUCCACCCAAAGGUUCCGGAGUGCAUGUCGGAUGAGGCCAAGGGCUUUAUCAUGAGCUGCUUUGUGCCAGACCCGGACGACCGAGCCACGGCCGGAGAGCUGCUGAGCGACACCUUCCUCAGGUCGCCCUCCAGGAAGAGGACCAAACCCCCGAAGGCGCCAGACCCUAACGAAUCAGCCGACUACCACCGCAGUUUGUCUGUGCCCAUCUCCAUCCUGGUGGAGGACACCGAUUCGGACACGGGCUCGGUGGACCUGGCGUCGUCUCUGGACCUGAGAAAGCACUGGUCGGCCGUCAGAGUGCCUGGCAUCUCAGAGAGUCCGCCCUGCAGCAGCGGCUUCCUCUCGACACCGUAUGACUCUCCAUCAGAGUUGUCCAGUCCAGCCUUAUCGGAGGAGAAUGUCGGCCUCUUUAUGCUGCGAAAGGACAGUGAGAGAAGAGCAACGCUCCACAGAGUCCUCACCGAAUACAUCAAUUAUGUUGUCACUAACAUACAGGAGACUAUACCUCAGUGCGAUGAGGGGUCAUCACUUCGCGGGGACCACAUCGUCACGCUGAUUACCUGCCUGCGUGAAAACAUCCGCUCCCCAGACAGAAAGCAGCUCGCCAGCGGCCUUCUGGAGCUUCGCUCAACCCUGUUGGCAGCAGCGAUACCUCUGAACAGCCUGCAGGCGGUGCUCUUUAACUUCCAGGAUGCAGUGAAGAAAGUGUUAAAGCAACAACAAGUGAAGCCUCACUGGAUGUUCGCUCUGGACAAUCUGCUGAGACAGGCCGUCCAGGAUGCUAUAACUGUCCUGCUGCCAGAACUGAAACUCCAUCUGCAGUCCUCGUUUGAGAUGGAGGACAGUAUCCCCGAGGAGCAAUCUGUGGACCCAGACACUCCUGUAGUUGUUGUCCCUGACCAGGUGAUGGAGCCAACAGACACGCAGCAGCAGGCAGUACCUGGGAAGGAGAAUGGCAUCACGGUCAGCCUCAGAUCCUCAGCCGAGGUCCUCCUCAACAGGAAGUGUCCGCUCAGCGACAAACUGGGAGACAUGAGAGUAGAGACCAGGAGACUGUUGAAUGAGCUGGCGGAGAAGGAGCGAGAGUACCAGGAGCUGCUGAGGAACUCUGUCCAGAAGAAGCAGGAGCAGAUAGAUAAACUAAAGAAAACGUUUAUCAUUGAAGAGAGCAAGUUGAAUUCGAAGAAGAGCUCCAACGAGACUAAGAGUUUGGUUUCCUGGCUGAAAUCGGUCCCCGUGGAUGAAGACACAAUCGAUAAGCUGCUCUCUCAUGAGUUCACCUUGGACUGUCUGCUCCACAUGGCCUCCAGGGACGACUUGAUGUACUGUGGACUAAGGGCUGCAAUGCUGUGUCGUCUGUGGGCGGCCAUCGUGGCUCGAAGGAAGACUCAUAAAACCACGCACAUCAAGGACAGUGAGGACACUCUGCUUUAAUGACCGCUAAAGUGAUGCAUCAAAGGACAUUUUUCCUGACAGGCUGGCCCUGUGUGACCUGGAGAUACAAGCUGCAGAGGGAAAGCAGAUUGUAGUUGCUGUGAAUGUAUUUUGUAAAAUAGAUAAAGAUAGCGCAUGUCUUUGUGCAUAUAAGUAGAAUCUAAGAUUCCUCACUUAAAGGUUAGGUGUAUGUUUUAUACAUUCUCUCAGGGUGUGCGGGAUGUUUUAUUUUUAGAAAAAUAAUCUAGAUGUGUAGAGAGACAUCCAUUUUCUACAUCCACUUAUUCAUGCAGCCACAUACUUUCACCUAAGGGUAAUUUAGAGCAACCAGUUAACCUAACAGUCAUAACCUUUAGCCAAGGAAGCCAGAAUACCCGGAAAAAACCCACGCAUGCACAGGGAGAACCCCAUGCAGAAAGACCCAAGGUCGAACCCGGGACCUUCUUGUUUCUAGGCAACAUUCCUACCAGCUGUGCCUUUGUGCAGCCCUGUAGGGAAAUAGACCAACUUAGUUUUUUAACUUCCUUUUUUUUUCUAUAAGACCUGUUUUGCUGUGUUUUACAGAAACUAGUUUAAGUUAUUAUAAACACCUCUAACACAAAAUCACCUUAUUUGUUUUCUACAGUAUAGAAAAAUGAUCUUCAAUAAUAAACUGAAGCACAUCUUACUGUGUUGUCUGCAUGCA
This is a messenger RNA of Fundulus heteroclitus (mummichog), 5052 nucleotides long. RefSeq names its product mitogen-activated protein kinase kinase kinase 5. Gene Ontology annotation, molecular function: ATP binding; MAP kinase kinase kinase activity. The record is from RefSeq and is a predicted model, not a curated record. NCBI's taxonomy places the organism in Eukaryota, Metazoa, Chordata, Actinopteri, Cyprinodontiformes, Fundulidae. The transcript has 28 exons. Bases 378 to 4367 code for a protein of 1329 amino acids. Gene Ontology annotation, biological process: protein phosphorylation; cellular response to stress; MAPK cascade.